Messenger RNA from Piliocolobus tephrosceles (Ugandan red Colobus), 912 nucleotides. RefSeq names its product RING finger protein 148. The transcript has a single exon. Bases 1 to 912 code for a protein of 303 amino acids. Lineage: Eukaryota; Metazoa; Chordata; Mammalia; Primates; Cercopithecidae. Gene Ontology annotation, cellular component: nucleus. Gene Ontology annotation, biological process: protein ubiquitination; positive regulation of DNA-templated transcription; ubiquitin-dependent protein catabolic process. Gene Ontology annotation, molecular function: ubiquitin protein ligase activity. The record is from RefSeq and is a predicted model, not a curated record.
AUGAGCUUCCUUAGAAUUACUCCUUCGACUCAUAGUUCUCUUUCAUCUGGACUUUUGAGGCUUAGUAUCUUUCUAUUACUCAGCCUUCCUGACUCAAAUGGAAAAGCCAUUUGGACAGCUCACCUGAAUAUAACAUUUCAGGUUGGAAAUAAGAUAAUAUCAGACUUAGGAGAGAGUGGAGUGUUCGGGAAUCAUUCUCCUGUGGAAAGGGUGUCUGGUGUGGUAGCACUUCCUGAAGGAUGGAAUCAGAACGCUUGUAAUCCUUUGACCAAUUUCAGCAGGCCUGAACAGGCAGACUCUUGGCUGGCCCUCAUCGAACGUGGAGGCUGUACUUUUACACAUAAAAUCAACGUGGCAGCAGAGAAGGGAGCAAAUGGGGUGAUCAUCUACAACUAUCAAGGUACGGGCAAUAAAGUAUUUCCCAUGUCUCACCAGGGGACGGAAAAUAUAGUUGCGGUGAUGAUAGGCAACCUGAAAGGCAUGGAACUUUUGCACUUGAUUCAGAAAGGAGUCUGUGUGACAGUCAUCAUUGAAGUGGGGAGAAUGCACAUGCCAUGGGUGAGCCAUUACAUCAUGUCUCUAUUUACCUUCCUGGCUGCCACAGUUGCCUACCUUCACUUACAUUGUGUCUGGAGACCUAGAGUGCCCAAUUCUUCCACGAGGAGGCGAAGUCGUAUAAAGGCAGAUGUGAAGAAAGCUAUUGACCAGCUUCAACUGCGAAUUCUCAAAGAAGGGGAUGAGGAAUUAGACCCAAAUGAAGACAACUGUGUUGUUUGCUUUGACACAUACAAACCCCAAGAUGUAGUACGCAUUUUAACUUGCAAACAUUUUUUCCAUAAGGCAUGCAUUGACCCCUGGCUUUUAGCCCAUAGGACAUGUCCCAUGUGCAAGUGUGACAUUCUGAAAACGUAA